CAGUAGUACUAGUACUCCAUGGCUAGCUUCUAUUAUAUAUACAUACAGAUCAACUCAGGAUAUCUUCAUUGUUCUUCUCAUUGUUUAAGCCCGCAAAUAACCAAUAUUCCCACCUUCCACAAUUAAGCUUCUAAAUCUCUCGCAUUGCAUUCAUGGGCCAAAUCAUCGCCACUCAAAGACCCUCUUCAUCUACUAAUUCCGAGAAUACUAAGAAAUUAAAAAAAGACAAUUCAUCUUGUUCGGAAGAAGAUGAAAUAAUCAUAACCUCUUCCUUACCUUCUUCCUCGACGCCUCGAUGGGAAUAUGAAGUUUUCCUUAGUUUCUGUGGCGAAGACACUCGCAGGGGUUUUACAGAUCAUCUGCAUGCUGAUUUAAAACGGAAAGGCAUUGUCGUCUUUAGGGAUGACGAAACACUCCAGGAAGGAGAAUGCAUUUCUCAAGCGCUUCUGAAAGCAAUUCAACAAUCACAAUACGCCAUUGUCAUUCUUUCGGCAAAAUAUGCUUCUUCCAAAUGGUGCCUCAUGGAACUUGCCGAGAUCGUUGAAUGGAAGCAAAAGACGAAGCUGAUCACAAUUAUUCCUAUUUUCUACCAUGUGGAUCCUUCCGAUGUAAGAAAUCAAAGAGGGACUUUUGAAGAAGCUUUCGCCGCACAUGAAAAAGAUCCCAAGGUAGACAUCAAAGAGAUUAAUACGUGGAGAAAAGCUUGCAAAACAGUCGGGGGUCUUAAGGGAGAACACAUAAAGGGGGACAGGUACGAGUCAACAAUUAUAAAAAAAAUCAGUGAAAUGGUAUUCUACAAAUAUCCAAUGCUAAAUAUUCUAAUUCAUGAUAACCAGAAAUUUGUUGGAAUAAAGUCCCGUGUAGAGGAAAUGAUGAACUUAUUGCAUUUGGAAUCGAAUGACGUUCGCUUCGUAGGAAUUCAUGGGAUGGGUGGCGUUGGUAAGACAACGCUGGCCAAAAUAAUUUAUGAUAGAGUUUCUUGUCGAUUCGAAGGAAGCAGUUUUAUUUCUUGUAUUAGAGAAAGAUCUACUACUGCUCGUGAUCAAGCCUCUUUACAAGAAGAACUCCUUUCUACAAUCAUGCAAGAGAAAAUAUGUGUAUACAAUCAUCACCAAGGAAAUGGGAUGAUAAUGAAGAUGCUGCAGAAUAAAAGGGUUUUUAUUGCCCUUGAUGAUGUGGAUCGUGACGAGCAAUUGACGACAUUAGUAGGGGAUCGGAAAUGGUUUGGUCCAGGGAGUAGGGUGAUUAUAACAUGCAGAGACAGUCAUCUGUUGAAAAGGAAUAGAGUGAAUGGUAUCUGUGAGGUUCAGCUGCUUCAAACCGCCGAUGCUUUGCAACUCUUUAGUUUGUCAGCCUUCGACAAAACCAAUCCUCCAGAGAAUUACAAGGAUCUAUCUAUGAAUUUUGUGGGUUAUGCUGGAGGCCUUCCUUUAGCUCUUAAAGUUUUGGGUCGCUUCUUAGUUGGGAGAAAAAUAGAUGCAUGGGAAAGUGCUAGGGAUCAACUAGAAGCAAUUCCUAAUAGAGAUAUUAUGAAUAUACUUCAAAUAAGUUUUGAGGGGCUGGAGGAUCCACAGAAAAAAUUAUUCUUGGAUAUGGCUUGUUUUUUUCAAGAAGAGUGGCUAAAUAACAAUUUUAAGGAAACAUUAAAAGGUUUUGGUUAUUAUCCGGACAUCAACAUUGAAAUUCUCGUCGAAAAGUCCCUCAUAAGCAAAUCAAAAUAUGAAAGGUUGCUCAUGCAUGAUUUGCUAAAAAAAAUGGGCGAGGAAAUAGUUUGCCGCGAAUUCCCUGAUGAACCUGGACGACGUACUAGACUGUUUCGUCAUGGGGAUGUAUUUCACGUACUAAAGAAUGAUACUGGAACUGAUGCAAUUGAAGGCAUAGCCCUCGAUUUUUGUCCAACAAAAGAGAGACUCAACGCCAAUGCAUUCUCAAAGAUGACAAAAUUAAGAUUUCUUAAAAUAUUUGUUCCUCCAAUUAGCCAAAUUUAUCCAUCACCAACUAUAGAAUGGCAUGGAAAUCCUUUAGAACACAUGCCAAGCAAUAAGUUGCGAUACCUACACUGGUUUAAUUGUCCUUCGAAAUCCUGGCCGAGCAGUUUCCAACCAAUAAAUCUUGUUAUACUAAGCAUGCCUGGCAGCCACUUCAAACGACUGUGGAAGGGAUUGAUGGUUUUACACAAUUUGAAGGAAUUAGAUCUGAGUAAUUCUGAGAACUUGAUUGAAAUAAUAGAUUUUUCAGGAGUUUCAAAUCUUGAGACAAUAUACCUUACAGGUUGUAUAAGCUUGUGUGAGGUCCACCCAUCUAUUGGAGUUCUCAAACGACUAAAACAUUUGAGUUUAAAUCGUUGCGAAUGUCUUACAAGACUUCCAGAUAAGUUCUGCUUGGAAUCUCUUGAAUUUUUGGAUCUUAUUGGAUGUACAAGACUUGUGAAUAUCCCGGAUAUUCAGGGUGAUAUGACAUCUCUGAAGAGCUUGUAUUUUAGCGAGCCUACCAAAAAAGACCUACCAUCAUCGUUUAUGAGUUUUUCUGGCCUUCGCGAUUUAAAGUUAAGUGAUUGCGAAAACAUUUCAAUUUUUCCGAGUGUUAUUUGUAGUUUGUCAUCUCUUGAAAUUCUCCAUUUGUAUGGUUGGUCAAGACUAGAGAAAUUUCCAGACCUGAGUAUGUUGGAAUGCCUGACGGAACUUCAGGCAAGGGGAACUGCUAUAACACAAAUUCCAUCCGUCAAUCUAAUCCCCAAGAGCAUCCGUUCCUUUUCUCUCGAAGGACGAAAGAGGAUGCCACGUAAAUCUUUGCCGAAACAAAGCUCAUAUCCCACCUAUCAUAUCGGAUCACCGGAAGAAUAUGAGAUGGAAGGAAUGCUUGAGGUAGAAGCACUGCUAAUUAAUUUUGGCAGCGCAGGCAAAUAUUCGUCAAACAUUAUCUUUGCCGAUAAGGUGAUGAUAUAUGGGUGGUCGUUGGGAUAUGGAAUUCCGGAGUGGGUCCACAAUAGAAGUAAUGGCUCCUCAUCUCUAAAGAUAGAGUUGGAUGGUACUAUGAAGGGGAUGGAGUGUGCUAUCUUUAUUGUUUGUGAUUAUCAUCAAUUCGAUUCCCCUGAAGGUACUUCAAUUUCUUCGUUUUUCAAGGAACCUUCAUAUGUGAAGUUUAAAUUUUACUUUGAGACGGAUGACAGUUCUCUAGAAGAUUGUUUUUACGAACUUAGGUUUCCAUAUUCCCCGGACGUCGACUGUUUCAUUAAGCCAAUUGCAUUCUGGACGUAUACACGGACGCCACAGUUUUUCAAACGUUGGAAAUCGAAUAAUUUUGAUAAACGGAGCUUCAUUAAGAUUUCAAUCACAGCAGAAAUACUGGAUUAUGUCUCCAAUCAAACUCCAGUGGAAUUAGAAGUGCAAGAAUGGGGGAUGCAUUUUGUAUGUCCGGAUGAUGCUGGUCUUGGUUUGGGAUCAGAUUUAGAUUCCUAUCGUCAAUUUUAUUCAACAUGGAAAGGAGGCAUGACGAGAAAUGAAGAAUAGAUUCAUCAGGAGUACCCGUUUAAAGCUUAGUCCUUUUGAGUAAUGGCUUGGCAUUGUUUAUUUUGGGAAUAGAAAAUGAUCACCAUUUUGUACCUGAAACCUCUAGAUUGCAUUGACAAUGUCAAAGUGAUCAUAAAAUCUCAGAUUGAUUAAGGGAAUGCAGACAACCACCCAAGCAGCUUUUCUUCUU
Messenger RNA from Carya illinoinensis, 3699 nucleotides. RefSeq names its product disease resistance protein RPV1-like. The transcript has 5 exons. Gene Ontology annotation, biological process: signal transduction; defense response. Lineage: Eukaryota; Viridiplantae; Streptophyta; Magnoliopsida; Fagales; Juglandaceae. Gene Ontology annotation, molecular function: ADP binding. The coding region runs from base 153 to 3509 and encodes 1118 amino acids. The record is from RefSeq and is a predicted model, not a curated record.